AUAGACGGUAUCAAAUCUCGCGAAGAUCGAGCGGUGUGACGGUUGCCCGCACGUAUAAAUACAGACCGGUCGCGACAUACUGCCCCAGUCGUUCUCAUCCUCUUCUUGCUCUUUUCAUCUCCAGCAGCAAUGGCACCCAAGGUCGCGAUCGUCAUCUACUCCAUGUACGGGCACAUCGCCAAGUUGGCCGAGUCCGUCAAGGCCGGUGUUGAGGCUGCCGGCGGCAGCGCCACGAUCUUCCAGAUCCCCGAGACGCUCCCCGAGAACAUCCUCCAGCUCCUCCACGCGCCGCCCAAGCCGGACUACCCGAUCAUCGACGCCGACAAGCUCGCGACCUUCGACGCGUUCAUCUUCGGCAUCCCCACCCGCUUCGGCAACUUCCCCGGCCAGUGGAAGGCCUUCUGGGACACGACCGGCGCGCUCUGGGCCAGGGGCGCCCUCGCGGGCAAGUUUGCCAGCGCGUUCGUCUCGACCGCGUCCCCCGGCGGCGGGCAGGAGAUGACCGUCGCCAACACCAUGUCCACCCUCGUCCACCACGGCAUCAUCUUCGUACCCCUCGGCGGCGCCUUCUCCAAGCUCGCCAACCUCAACGAGGUCCACGGUGGUUCCCCGUGGGGCGCCGGCACCUUCGCGGGCGGCGACGGCUCCCGCCAGCCCACCGCGCUCGAGCUCGAGAUCGCGAAGACCCAGGGCCAGUACUUCUGGGGGAUCGUCUCCAAGCACCAGUUCUAAGCUGCUCAAGCAUCAGUUCCAAGCUGUUGCUGAAAGUCAACCAGUACCAAGCGACUAGUACCAGUAGUCGACAGCUUUUGAAGGGCUGCGACGACAGCUUCCAAGAGUUGCGACGACACCUUCGAAGAGCUGCGAAUACGAGGUCGAAAGCAUUGUAAUUAGAUAAACACUUGUACAUCAGAUAACCAAUGGGAAACAUGGGUAGAACAUCAA
This is a messenger RNA of Schizophyllum commune H4-8, 945 nucleotides long. RefSeq names its product flavoprotein WrbA. NCBI's taxonomy places the organism in Eukaryota, Fungi, Basidiomycota, Agaricomycetes, Agaricales, Schizophyllaceae. Gene Ontology annotation, molecular function: NAD(P)H dehydrogenase (quinone) activity; FMN binding. The coding region runs from base 130 to 732 and encodes 200 amino acids. The transcript is spliced from 5 exons. The record is from RefSeq and is a predicted model, not a curated record.